CGGCUUACCGUUAAUAGCAGAAGGGGCGGAGUUAUAGGCAGCGACGGUGAUCUGGAAAAACAAUUGUAAAUAAUGGAGACUAUGACAACUAGCGAAACUUCUGUGAAGAAAGCACCUUACAAAAACACCGAUCACUCAGCUUAAUUUAACCCCUCUCUCAUGUCUGAGAUCCCAGAUUUCUGACUCUGUCUGCUUUGACAAGGAAAACUGGAAUGCACACAAAUCACAUGAAGGACACAAAGAACAACUUUAACAUCUCUCUUCUCUGUGACCAAAAGGAGAAGCUCAUUCAAGCAAUUAAAAAGAUUAAACAUGAAAUUGAUGAAUGCUAUGAAGCUGAAAAAGACACCUUUGUGGAAGCACUGGAGGUUGAGAACAGAUUUGAAGAGAUAGAACGUGAAAUCCAAGCAGAGUUCCGGAACCUUCAUCGCUUCCUGGAUGAGGAGGAGGAGAUGGACCUGGAACGAUUGAGGAAAGAAAGGGACAAACGAAUGAAGAUCUUAAAAGAGAGAGAGAAGAAGAUUGCCAUGCAGGGUAGAGAUCUUGAGAGAGCCAUCGAGACUUUAAACUGCAAACUGAGGGAAGAUGACAGUCCCAAACUUCUGAAGGAAAUCAAAGAGCUUCUGAAAAGAUGUGAGGUAAAUUUCAUCCGUCCUUCCCCAGUAGAGACUGAUAUCUGCUCUAGUCAGUUUGUGGGACCCAUUCAGUACAGGAUCUGGAAACACAUGAAAACAUCUCUCUACCCAAACAUAUCUACCUUGACUUUUGACCCUGAAACGGCACAUCCCCUGUUGACCCUAUCUGCUGAUAGGACUACUGUGAUUUUUGAGGAGGACAAGGAGGUGCCUGAGGAAAACCCAGCAGAGAGAAACCCAAAGCGCUUCCACUACUACUAUUCUGUGAUGGGGUCUGAGGGUUUCACUCAUGGCUGCCAUUACUGGGAGGUGGAAGUGAAAGGCAAAACUGCCUGGCGAGUGGGCGUGGCCAGAGCGGAUGUGCACCGUGGGGAGAUGGAGGACUCCUCCACGUUAAACGGACUGUGGACGCUGUCCCUCAGAAAUGGUGUGAUCACAGCCUGCACGAACCCAAAGCCCACACAGGUGCGCUCAUCCGUCCAUCUCAUCCGCAUCGGCAUCUUCCUGGACUGUGAUAAAGAGGAGGUGUCAUUCCACAAUGCUGUCACCAUGACGCCACUCUUCUCCUUCUACAUGGGAACUGUUCUAGUGCCACUCUAUCCAUUCUACAACCCAUGUGACACAGAUGAAGGAAAGAACUGUGCCCCUCUAUCCAUCUUUCAUCCAUCAUUCUGAGGGAAUGGCAUAGUUGAUGGAUGUUUGGUUUCUCCCCCUACUGAUAACACAGUUUAUCUUUGUUAUGCUGAAGUUAUAAUCCACAUAGUAUCACAUCAAACCUUGUAUGCCCAGAGCAUUAAAGCAAGAGAGCAGUUUUUGCUGUCGAUCAACUAUUUACAGGUACAAUAAACUAGGGCUUCAAAACUUUUUUUGACAGCUGAACCCCUAUCACCUUAAUAAUUUACUUGAAGCUGCCCCUUAGAUUUUAAGUAAUGCCAAUCUUUUAUUAAUUAUAGUACAUUUUACAACGUCUUUAUGUGUAAUGUUGUUGUGUGGAAAUAAUUAAACAACUUAUUUUUGAUAAGAUCAGUUUUAUGUUUGUACAUUUCUGUUUUAAAAACUAAUUAUUUAUAUUCCAAUUAAUCCGGCUUUUAUCCAGAUCUAACUGUGAAUUCUAUUGCUGAAAUCAGUCUGUGCUUAACGAAAUUCAAACCACUGUUCCCAGUGACCAAAGCUAUUAGUGUUGUUGAGUUGAAACGCCCAUAGAUUUUACAUUUUUAUCACUUUUAUCCAAAGUGACUUACAGUGCUCUUAUUACAGGGACAAUCCCCCUGGAACAACCUGGAGUUAAGUGCCUUGCUCAAGGACACAAUGGUGGUGGCUGUGGGGUUUGAACCAACAACCUUCCACUUACCAGUUCAGUGCUUUAGUCCACCACCACCACAGGGUGGUGCCAAAAGCGAGCUGUAAUUUGUAUUUAUUUUUUAAAAUCAGGAAUGUAUAUGUUACCUUACACCCAAACCUCAACCCUAUACCUAACCAUCAGUGGAGUAAAUAUGUAAUUUUAGUGUCAAAAUGCAACCUCAGAAUCGUAAAUGUGAUUACUUCCUGGUCUCAGAUUGAACAUAAUAACUACCUGGUUUCUAUGGGACCAGAAACAAUGUUUCUGAGAUUUCUUUUAGUCUGGCCAUGACAAGGUGAACAUGUUUGAAUUGUUGCAAAAAUGUCUGAUGGGAGAUGGCGCUUGGGAGUAAUUCAGCAGAAUGGGGCAGAUUUCAGGGUACAUGAACAUUCGGAAGCAGCAUGUCGAUUUCCUGUGUGAUCAUAUUGCUUCAUAACCAUCUCACAAACCCCUUGCAGUUCCAUUCUAUCACGAACCCCUAGGGAUUUGCAAAACCUUGUGUGGGAAACUGAGUGUGUGACUUGCUCUAGUCAGUUUGUAGGGCAAAAUUCAGUACACAAUCUGGAAACAAACAUGGUUUCUGUAAAGUUCUUCAUGAAACAAAUAUUUCUCAGCUGUGCUUGCCUGUAUUUAAUGAUUAUGAGAUAUUUUAUUUUUAUGUAAUUUAUUAAUAAAAUAUGUGAUUCAUCAAUCAUGCAAGCAAUGGUUUGCAAGUCAUUCCUGUUUAUGCAUUGUACAGAAUUGAAGGUUCUGGCAUUGUGAAAUGGAAAGUGGGGGAAGAAAGAACAUAAAAGGAAUGAAAUUUGUGUGCCUUGCCUGCUGACAUACCUUUGCCUGUCUAUAAAUACUUCGAACACGACUUCUAACUAUGAGCUGUUGGUGGGGCAGCGAGGAAGAACAAAAGAGGGAGGGCAGAGAGAGGGAAGGAGAAAGCUCCCAUAGAGAAUCUGCCCCCUCCGCACCCUGCCCGCUCUGUGUCCGCCAUUUCAACAGCAACAGGCCGGGGAGAAGGGAAGAGUGUAAUUGACUACAAGGGCAGAAAGCACUAUCCUUCUUCACAAAUGUCUUACAUGCACAGGAGAGCUGUGUUAGACUGCUGUGCAGAGGGGUUUUAUAACGGCUGUAUCACAGGUGUGGGGUACACGGCGAUUCCCAGCCAGAAGUGCACAUACCCGAGGGGGAAGAAUAGGGACUGAUGAACUGAAGAGCAUUACUCAUAGAAGGUGGAAAACCGAGAGGAAAAGAGAGGCAGCAAGCUACAGAAAACUCUCAUGCACCUGUGGGACACAACCAGACUUUGAGCACGCACAACACCACAGGACGCUUAGAAUGAAUUGUUCACCCAAAAUAAAAAUGAUGUCAUCAUUUACUCACCCUCAUGUUCUUCAGAAGUCUAUAUCUUUCUUUCAUGGAACACAACAGUCGAUGAUAGGCGGAAUGACAGCCUCAAUCACCAUUCACUUUCACUGCAUUUUUUUUUUCAUACAUUGAAAGUGAAUGGUGACUGAAGUUAACAUUCUGCCUAAAAUCUCCUUUUGUGUUCCACAUAGAAUUAAAAUCAUACAGGUUUUUAACCACAUGAGGGUAAUUAAAUAAUGACAAAAUUUAAAUUUUUUGACAAACCAUCCAUUCUCACCACUCAUUUUCCUCACUCUUUAGGGUUAAUUCCAUAGCACACGCACACAAUUCUACGUACUGACCUAAUGCCCUUUAGAAUGUCAGUGACCAAUUAGGUCUAUCCAAUUCAUGAUUGGACAGAUACAGGGUGAGGGUGACACAUUCUACACACUACUUCCUAAAUUUGCAUGACCACACUAGCACAGAUAGAUACUAUGGGAGUGCAAAUCUAUAGCAUGCAAUGACAGACUACAAUGACGAUGCAUUGUUGGCAUAGUCUUCAGUGGAUUAAAUAAAAAUCAUCAUCUUGGUCACCUGCUUGUUAUGCUGCUGUGUUAAGGCAAAAUGCAGUCAAUACACAUUUUGUCAAAAUUUAGUUAUGACAGAAAUUGUUUCUCUUACACUGGCUCAACUAUGCUUAAAUGUAUGUACAUAUAUGAUCAGUGCAUUACCUACAUCCUACAACACAACAUUUGGCUGAACAAUCCAAAAAUUUGUCACUUUUCUCUGUUUCACUGAUAGCAUUAAUGCAUUUUGCCUUGUUUGCCAAUAUCCCACUAGACUGCAUAUGGUCCCUUCUGAUGUAAAUUUCAGCAGGAGGCAAAGCACUAUAAACUCUUCUACACUGCAUCUGUGUUAAGUACCACUUAAACAGAAAUGGCAAUUACCAGCAGGCUGGAGAGAAAGGACACUGGUAGUUGCACAAAAUUGACAUCUAUCCAAUGGAGAUUGUUGUUGUACUACCACACUGUAACUGACAUACACACAAACAUACUCACAAGCACAUGUACAAACAUACAGUAUAUAGGCCUUUUGUUGCCAAUGGUGAAAAACAUCUAUAAUCUCUCAAAGGUAAAUACCAUAAUGCACCCGCACAAACACACAAGCGGAACUGUCUAGGGCACAAUGUGUCACACACAAAAUACAAAAACAGACAGUAAAUCAUGUUAUGAUACAAGAGUGAUAUAUCAGUGGCAGUGUCCUGAAGAUUCAUGUGAGUUCAUGCAAUUAUUAAAGAAAUAGAUUACCCAAAAAUAAAAACUCUGUCAUCAUUUACUCAACCUCAUGUUGUUAAAAAACCCAUUUGAUCACCAUUCACUUUCAUUGAAAAGUUGCAUCAUACUGCCUAAUAUCUCCUUCAUACGGGAUUGAAACAACAUGAUGGUGGGUAAAUGAAGACAGAAUUUUCAUUUAAGGGUAAACUAUCCCUGUAAGCAUGAUUUUAUAGUGUGAUGCACUAUGAGUGACCAGAUGAAUACUGAUUUUGCCUGGAAACCUGUGUGAUGUGCAUUAUUAGGAUACACUUAACCGUGGCAUCAUUUUGCAGGACGGGAGAUUGACAAUUAGUAUAUGUGAAAUCAAGCUCACUUACACCUAACAGCCAAUGGGAUGGGUCAGUAGGGGAUUAUGGUCACAAGGGAGCGUGUGGGCUAUGCUACACUAUGUUUAUAGGUUUUCUAUUGUAUGAAAGUAGGCAAGACCCCUGGCAUGGCUACCUUCAGCUGUGAAAGGAAGUGAGUAAUUAAAUAAUCUGGAACUUGAAAACCACUCCACUGAACUUCACAGUAUAUGUGUGAAGACAAUGUUAUUUUCUAAUUAAGCAUGUGUACACAUACUGAAGGUGUGUAUCUGCACGUUUUUGUAUUGCUUUGAUUUUCUCACUUUAAUACCUGUUGUCUCUAAACAGAAUGGAGUUUUCAACAUUAAAAUCACAAAACAUGAUUCAUACUGUAUGUGCUCAUAAGCCAUUAUAAAUUAUCAUUUAUUGACUACAUAUGCAUUUUUGGUCACAAAUUCUGUUAUGUCAAGUGGUAUGUAAUAAUUAUUACCAUUGAAAGUUUCAGUGCACCUUAUAUAUAACAUCUAGUGUUUGUGAUAUUUACAUUUUUUGUAUAUAUUUAGCUAAGAAUGUAUGACUUUUAAGUCUCAUUUCCUUGCAUGGGUAUUAAAAAGGUGUAAAAGGUUUGGAAAGAACAAGGCAAUUUUCAGAGAUGUGUGGGGGAAGGCAUUGCCAGAUUGUAAAAUACGUGAUUUAGUAUUUUAAACCUUAAAUCGUAAAUUUUUUAAACUUUGUGCUUUGCCAAAAAGCCUUCAUCUACAUGUCAGUAUACCAUACAAUGUUGCUUGGGUUACGUUAGGCUAUAAUGUGAGGUAGAUAUCAUGUUCUGCAGUUAGAAAAUCUACUCACAAUCCUCUGCUCGAUCAGAUUUGCCCACGCUCUAGAUCUUGAUAGACAUAUUGAAUUAGCUACCAUCUACAAGAUUACAACAAAGCUCCCAUAGAUAGUGUGUUAAGAGCAGAUUCCUGGAAGUGUAUAACAUGAACUAUCAGGCAGUGGUGUUCAGGUUCCUCUGGAGGCACCUUGAAUAUUUGUAAACUGAUAUGUGAGACUGAAGUCUUUCAACUUUAAAUUCAAAAUUACUUGUGGAAUUGUAGAUUAAAGGCAUACUUCUCCCAAAAAUUUUAAAUCUGUAUGUUUUGAAAAAAUGGGCCAUGAUAUUUAUUAAAACAUUUCGCUUUGUGUUCUGCCUAAGAAAGAAAGAUAUGGGGUUGGAACAACGUGAGUAAAGUAUGUCAGAAUUUUCAUUUUUGGGUGAACUAUCCCUUUAACCAGACACGACGCAACAAUCUAAAUACAAAGCUUGUUCACUUCAACUCCAAGCAACAAGAAUCUGCAAACAUCCUUCUGAAUAGAUCAGAAACAGAUCAUUUUGAUGGAAUGACAGAAACUAUGCAAACAGCCUUACCAUUGACAGCUAUCAAUCCGAACAUAUCUCAUUCAUAAGAUCAAAGAUCUUGCUUAUAGAUACUGUUGUCGCUGAGUGUUUUCAAGAGUGAAAUUUGUAACAGAUCUUGCUAAUGGAAAUAUUACUUAGGAGAUUACAACAAAAAAAAUGUUGUUAUUGAAUGAACAGGAAAUGUGAAGUGUCUUAGGUUGGAUAAAAUGAAGAAGAUUCUCAAAAAUGUCCUCCAGGCACAGAGUCACAGAUUUGUCUUUGGAAUUUGGUUGUGAUUUUCAAAGUUUGGCUAAAUAGAUGUCCUUCAUCAUAAGAUCUUCGUUUGGCUUCUCACUUUACUGUUUCCCUUUUCUUCAAAGAUGCAACACUGAGACAUGUCCUUUGUCAUAAUGACUUGAUGACUUGCAUGUGCUGCAGUAUGACAAAGUUUUUCAGUCCUCAAAAACCAGAAAGUUGUGCCUUCUGUGUACUUCAAGUUUAACUGCAGUAAUCUUGAAUUAUAAAAAAAAGAUAAUACAAUAUAUUUUCUCAAUAUCUUCAUGCAGUGAUGCUGUAUUAUUUCGGUGAAGGAAGAUUUGCCUUUGUGCACUUUCCUUAAAUCCCCCAGACAGCCUCCUUCAUUCUGUAUUAAAGAAAUAAUUCACCCGAAACUGAAAAUACUUUAAUAAUUUACUCAACUUCAUGUCGUUCAUGUCUUUUUUAUGUGGAACACAAAUGGAGAUGUUUUAAUGAAUAUCUCGUUCUGCCUUCUCAAUACAAUGGCAGUGGACAGUACAUGGUUGCAUAAACUACUUUUAUGAUAAUUUUGGGCCCUUUUUUAAAGUUUUAAAGUGAGGCACUAUCAACUGCCAUUGUAUUAAAAAGACGGAUCGGGAUAUUUUCUAUUCCGCAUAAGAAAGAAAAUCAUACGGGUUUGCAACAUUACGAGUAAAUAAUGAAUGAAUUUUCAUUUUUUGGGGGGUUAAAUUAGCCAAUUAUGUAUGGUCUGCAGUGCUUUAUAUCUGUACUUCAUGUAUGUUACACUACUGUUACGGAGUAAUUACAUAUUAGUAAACCGAGUGAAUUUACAGUGGAUUGUAUUAUUGAUGCAUGUUAAUCGUAUUAAAAGUGAGACUCAAAAGACUGAAGAACCCCACCCCCUUAGGAAGUCACUUUGCUCUACUUUGUUGUUAAGUCAAGUGUCUCGAUUGGUGGUUAAUACACGAGGAGGUGACAGGAAAGAAGCUACGGUUGUAAUC
Messenger RNA from Myxocyprinus asiaticus (Chinese sucker), 7567 nucleotides. Its product is annotated as zinc-binding protein A33-like. The transcript has 8 exons. NCBI's taxonomy places the organism in Eukaryota, Metazoa, Chordata, Actinopteri, Cypriniformes, Catostomidae. Gene Ontology annotation, molecular function: protein binding. Bases 213 to 1310 code for a protein of 365 amino acids. The record is from RefSeq and is a predicted model, not a curated record.